Exaiptasia diaphana is the source of this 2745-nucleotide messenger RNA. RefSeq names its product kelch-like protein 12. The record is from RefSeq and is a predicted model, not a curated record. Bases 83 to 2053 code for a protein of 656 amino acids. Lineage: Eukaryota; Metazoa; Cnidaria; Anthozoa; Actiniaria; Aiptasiidae. The transcript has a single exon. Gene Ontology annotation, molecular function: protein binding.
CCAAGACGGUGAUUUAUACUCGUGGGAUUCCUGCGUACCGGUCAAUUUGCCGCCAAAAACUGGAAGCGAGGCACCAUCCAAGAUGUCUGCCUGCAAGGAGGUCGAAGAAGCAUUUACGCGUCUUGACAAAGAAAAACUGUCAGAGAUUCGCGUAUUCCCCCUUGUAAAUUCCCGUAAAUACCUUGGGAAUUCUUCCAGUGUUCUUUCAUUCUUGAAUAUCCUCAGAAAAGAAGGAGAAKCUGGGUUUUGUGACGUGGUGCUGGAGGUCGAUGGCCAGUCGUUCCCUGCUCAUCGCUGUGUGCUGGCUGCUAAUAGUCAGUUCUUUUACACGCUUUUUACCAGUGGRAUGAGAGACUCGAACGAGAAACAUGUAAAUCUGCGUUCCCUUGGUAGUUCGGCCGUGUCUACAGUCCUCGAUUUCUUCUACACGCGCCAAAUUAUUGUCAGCAAAGAUAACUUGGAGGGAUUGCUCGAAGCUUCUAGUUUUCUCCUCUUGAAUCACGUGAAGAAUGCUUGUGCAGAGGUGAUGUCUCACAAUUUAUCCAUUUCUAACUGCUUUUCUACUAAACGCCUUGCAGAAAGGUACGCCUUAGAUGAGWUGUCAAGAAAAGCAGCUUCAUUUAYGACGAAGAAUUUCCAAGCAGCGAGUAAGCAAAAGGAAUUUUUAGAAUUAAAUCCUUACGAGKUGAAAGAACUUAUUUCGAGUGACUCAGUGAGGGUAGAAAAAGAGGAAGAAGUUUUUGAAGCAAUUGUGAACUGGGCCAAACAUGAUCCCACAAGCAGAUCCAAAGAACUUUCUACUCUMCUGYCMUGCCUGCGCUAUGGAUCUUUGUCUCAAGAAUUUCUUGUUAACCAAUUUGAGCAAGAUUCCAUCUUUGAAGGAGUUUCUUUUUGCGAGAACUUCUUGAAACUGCAAAAACGACGGCAGCGGCGAGCUACAACAUCUGAGAAGCAAUCUAUGUCUAGAGAGAGGCCUUCUGCUACUAUUCAAAAUGUUUUAAUUGGCGUUACAAGAGGACAUCAGUACAAGUCAUUCUGUUAUGAUCUUCAAACCGAGCAGUUCUACAAGCUACCAAGUCCUACGUCAUACGCUCAACUUGGUGUAGCAGCCAUGGGUCAAGAGCUAUAUACAGUAGGCCAAGAAUCAUCCUGGGAGGCCAAUGCAACAAGGCUGGCAAAGCUCAAAUUGGGAACAAAUAAUAARUCUAGUGUUGACCGUAUCUGGGGUAAAAUUAAUAAUUCAAGUCCCUUGAAGCCAAAUGCAUGUGAUAGGAAAACAAUUGUCCUGUCUCUGAAGGACAAGCUUUAUAUUGUUGGUGGUUGUAUGCACCAUAAAGACAGGUCAGUUGACAUUCAAUGCUUUGAUCCAKCASAAGGAGAAUGGAARSCAAUGGCKAAUAUGAUUACACCAAGAUGUAGAAUUGGAGCUGGUGCUACAAGCAACUAUAUCUACGCAAUUGGUGGAAAGAAAAGUCACGGAGGACCAGCUGAAAGUCUUGUUGAAAGAUAUAACCCUGAAACAAAUGAGUGGGCCUCCAUGGCUGAUGUGUGGUUUCCAAGAGAUGCUCCUCACAUCAUCACCACUAAUGAUAACAUCUUUGUAAUUGGUGGAUCCUAUGUUAAAUAUCUUGAUGAGACUGGAUUGACCCGAUGUGGARUCCAUUGUGCAGUUUACCAGGAGUCAUGCAAUGAGUGGUCAAGCCUGCCAGSAAUWRGAGCUCRAGAUGUAUUUCCCAAGAUAUCACUGUCUGUGAAUGAUGAAGUUUACACAAUUGUUGGUGGAGAUUGUUGGAAGUAUUUUAAGAAAACAGAUAUAUGGAGGAAAUCUAARAGGUUCAAAGCACUUCAGCGUUCUGCCUUUCAAAACAGUUUCAACUUUGUUCAACUCAAGCUUCCAAAGUUCUGCUAUGACCAGUAUCCYAAGAUAUCGGCAAAUGAUGUAGUUUUCAUUGAUACAUCCUAUUAUGAUGAUUGCUCAAGUGAUUCUUCAUCAUCAUCAUCAUCAUUUGAUGAAUGGUACGAUUAUGAAGAUGAGAAUGAAUUUUACUGGUAACAUUAUGUAGAGACAUGGAAUGGUUUACAUGAUGUCAACAUAGAGAUCAAGUAUUGUCUGUUUUGACGGCUGUUUGGAUUAGAACCAUGAGAACCUAAAASAUGGUACUUKGUAGURWUAUAAACUCUAACAUGAAGCCCCUGUACAGAACUAUUUAUGAAAUGACAAGUUGACCAGUCUUUCUUCAAAGUGUACUAGUUCGUCUUGGCAAAUAGGAAAYAGGAGUCACUCCUAACAUUUCCGACAUAUUUCAGAUGCUUGCAUUACUCACUGUUUUUUUUAAGCAAGCAUGUACGUAACAUUGAACUGUUGUGUUUGUAUAUCACAUUUAGAAUGUUGCAGUUUGACAUUGUUUGAAAAGAACAUUUUAUGAACAAAAACAAUCUAAUUCAAUGAAUAUUUUAAUUAGUAUAAUUUAUAAGGCAAAGAAUUUUCUAUUACAAGUACUGUUGUAUUUUAUCCAAUUUAGAUUUUAGAUUGUUAGAGUUUCAAGAACAUGUUAUUGAAAAGAACAUUUWAUUGCAAAACAAAAUUUAAUAUAUGAUGAACAAGAAAACUCUGCUACAAUAUAGUGAAAUGAUUCUGAAAUGCUUCUGUGAAUUAUUGAAAGAGAAAAGAUUGUGAUUUGGUGAAAUAACAAAGAAAGAUAGAUAGGAAAUAUGUCCAUUAGAACAAGAGACUUGUUCAACAUA